Molecule: messenger RNA, 3319 nt
Organism: [Torrubiella] hemipterigena
Lineage: Eukaryota; Fungi; Ascomycota; Sordariomycetes; Hypocreales; Clavicipitaceae
Source: the annotation of a GenBank genome assembly
CAAACCUCACAAGCGGGCCUUUUUCUAUCCAAUCUCUCUCUCACGCAUCGCCAAUGCCUUUUUGAUUUCUCUCCGGAAUCAAAACAUACACAUCCCAUCAUGGCUUCAGCGUCGUCACGGGCCCUCGUCCGCUCCCUAUCUGCCGCCGCCGCAGCAAGAUGCCAAAUACGCGUGACGACCUCCCGAACUUUCGCACGAUGCCUCAGCACGCAACGCAUGUCCUCGGCCUCGCUGCGGCCCCAAUUGGCCGCUCGCCCGGCCGCCAUGACGCAGCGCCGAACCAUCUUCAUCCAGACCGAGUCGACGCCCAACGCCGAUGCGCUCAAGUUCCUGCCCAACCACGCCGUGCUGCCGGCCGACCUGCCCGUGCCGUUUGUCGAGUACAUGAGCCCGCGGGCGACGAUUGCGCCGCCGUACCCGUCGCCGCUGGCCGCCAAGCUGAUGAACAUUGACGGCAUCACAUCAGUAUUUUACGGCGCCGACUUCAUCACGGUGACCAAGGCGGCCGAUGCUAACUGGGCGCAUGUACGUCCGGAGAUCUUUGCCCUGAUUACCGAGGCGAUUACCUCGGGCGAGACGAUUGUCAGUGUGGUCGAGCGCGAUGGCGGGCCCCCUGAGGAGAUGGAUAGUCUGGCGUACAAUGAGGACGACGACGAGGUGGUCGGUAUGAUUAAGGAGUUGCUCGAGACGAGAAUCCGGCCGGCGAUCCAGGAGGAUGGUGGCGAUAUCGAGUUUCGCGGCUUCGAGGACGGUAUGGUCAAGUUGAAGCUGCGCGGUGCGUGCCGAACGUGCGAUUCUAGCGCGGUGACCCUCAAGAAUGGCAUCGAGGGCAUGCUGAUGCAUUACAUUGAGGAAGUCAAGGGCGUCGAACAGGUCCUCGACCAGGAAGAGGAGAUUGCUCUGUCCGAGUUUGCCAAGUUUGAGGAAAAGCUCAAGCAGCAAAAGGCAUCUGCCUAAGGCGAGGCAGUUUGAUAGGGACUGGAUGUAUAAUUUUUCUUGACGAUUAGAUUUCGGCCGGUUCGGUGGCCGCUGUACACUACUACUACACUUUAAAAAGACACAUCGUUAUAAUAGAUGCUAGAAUGACAAGGAGGAUACCCCAAUGACAGUCGCUUUGUUGACGCAGAAGAGUCUUUUCUCGCUACAGCUUUCCUUCCUUGCAUAGCUCUGUCGUUUGAGCAGUCUUUCGUGAUAGGACUCACGGUGAAUGUUGUCUAGACCCUUUGCUACUUUGCUCGUGCGCAUGGACUGCCUAGACGCAACACCAUUCACAAACGCAUCGACGCCUCACGCAAGCUCUGUGCAGCUAGCCAGCUACAGCUAUGGCUACACCAACAGCAACGACAUUCACGCCUCACUGGUACAUUGCUGUUGAUACCUACCAAGCUGCCAGUGGCGCAACGCUAGCACUCUUUCGUACCAAUGUACUUUUUAUUGGACAUCAAAGUUUCAGCGCUUCUUCUUUCGUUUUUGCUUUUUUAUCCACGCUGCGUCACAGGACCCCCCCGUCCCGCUUCGCGUUGAGUAGACGAGCAAAAAAAAGAGGGCGGACUCGGCGCCGAACACCUGACUCCAGCUUGGCGGCAGUGGGGCGCUGGAAGACGGACUCGAUUUUGCGGGGGAACAGCCGAUCCUUACCACACGCCGCCACAGAGACAAAAAGGCAUGCCGCCACGCGCAAAAGCUACUUUGCAAAAUGCUGUUGUUGUGUUGGUUUGCGUAGCUGAGAGGCUGAAGACCACCGCCAACAAUGCGGUUGCCGGAAAUAGUUGCCUUGUUCAGUCGGCUGAGAAAAAACACCAGUCUCAAAGCACAGCGGAUGGUGUUGGGGAUACUCUCGUAGAGGCUGGUCAGGCUUACUGUGAACAGUGCUGCUGCUGAUCGACAUUCAUCGCAAAGAACAAAGCGGCAGCCGCGGUGUACUACUGGAAAACCGAUGCUGGUUCACAUGGGCUUGUUGCUUCGUUCGGCAAACACACGCUCGUAGCCCUAGCUCAGAAUUGAGAGACCGAAGCGCGAGCUACGGUUCAGUAAUCUCCAUUUCCCAUCUGUUUCCAUGUUUGUCUGCUUCGAUUUGCGUUGCCCGAUUCUCACUUAGUGGACCGUUGAGCCGUUUGGUGCAUUCGAAGACCAAUCCUAACAAAUCUGCCGAAUGGAUGGCGUGCAACGGCGGACAAAGAAGCCCGGUGGUUGGUGGGAUUGGUUUGCUGUGCUGCGCAGAUCGUGCAAUUUGUGGGAUUUAUCCAAUUCAACAUGAAAGGGAUCUAUGAUGCGUACGAGUUGCUGCUGCUGCAGCUCUUUUGUUGAUUUCGCCAUUAAGACCACCACCCUCCUUUGUCGUCACCACAAGCCAUUGAUGGCUGUGAUUGGCGAACCCGGCCAUCGGGCAACUUGUCAAACGCACAUACCGUAGCGUACGGCAGUUGGAGGCUUCCGCACGGAGAUGGUCUGCACAAUCCUGGGCUUUCUUGUCUCGUCGCAAUGUGUGUGUGCGGCAGACGCGCGCCCUUUGUUGCUAGCGAAUUAGCAUCGCUGUAGCAUAGAGUUCGGCACCUGAACGGUUUUUUAGGGUGUUAUACCGCCCCACAGUAGCAAUGCUAAAAGCAACUUGGUGGUGGGUGGUGGUCGCGUGCGUUGCGUGGGACGGGACAGGAGGUGUAUUGUCGAGUGACGGUAGCCGUGCUGUUUUGGACCGAUGCGAGUAGCGCAGGCUACGACAGAAGGAGUUGUAGAAUCAUCCGCAUAAGCUGUUGGAAAUGGGGGCAUCACAGAUGUCCAAUUCAUUUUGAUACUGCGCUCUGUUUAUCGGACAAAGAUUCAAAGGGACUCCUUUCCGAACACCAUGCUCGUCUAUGCGUGACAAGGUACAUAUAAGCAUUGUCCAGCUGGAGGCUGAUGUUUUGUUGCACGCACGCAUUGGAUUUUGAUCAAUGAUGGACCGGGGAAUGCCGAUCGACAUGCGGGAAAGAUUUGGUCUUGCUCCCCGCUUCUCUUUCCCUGCUUGCUGGUAUUACGGACAAGUCGAUUGUUGUACUGUGCUGUCUUGUGUUGGGAGAUGGGAUUCGCGUCACCACCUGCUUGUUGUGAUUGUGCUUCGUAUGGUUCUGUAUUUUCAAAUCUUCACGGCUCCAGCGGGAUCCUUUGCUCUAGUAUUGAAAUGUAACGUCUGUCUUUUUUUCCCUUCUUUCGUAGACCAGCUCGAAACAGCGCUGGUCGUGGCGCCGGGAUGCACGGAGCGGAUCCUAGCAACUGUUGUUGCUGAUGCUGCUGGUACUGCUGCAGCACAUGGAGUUUGACCGAGUGCAGGCCACUUGCAGCU